Mollisia scopiformis is the source of this 531-nucleotide messenger RNA. RefSeq lists its product as uncharacterized. Lineage: Eukaryota; Fungi; Ascomycota; Leotiomycetes; Helotiales; Mollisiaceae. The record is from RefSeq and is a predicted model, not a curated record. The transcript has a single exon. Bases 1 to 531 code for a protein of 176 amino acids.
AUGUUUUACGCCGGGGUUGAUUUCAAAACCAGAGGACAAGCGGUGGCUGAUAGCACAGAUCCACACCUGACACUUCGACGCAACACAGUUGACCUUCCUACCGCUUUCAAACGUGAGGCUUUCCUCAAAAAGAAGACUUGGAAACCUAUGAUCUCGAAAGGUGCCCGAAUAUAUCGGCUCACAGACGAGCUACAGUCUGGCCAACAAUUGGUCUCAACCCUGCUUCGAGGGUGGCCCACAGAUCUUCCCAUCCUUGUGAAUGAUUAUCGUCAUGCUCGCUCGAAGUUCGGAGAAGCAAUGAGAAAGGAAGUGAAGCGAAGAAUAGAACAAGAAGCCAUGACGGCAACUCUGAAGAGGAUGGAAGCCAAAGUGGAGGCUCUACAAAAUUUGGCAAGUCCAAGUCUUAAAUCGCACGCUGGUCAGGUUAUUGUUGAUAUCAUGCCCUGGGCACUGAGCGCUGCCCUUUGGAACUAUGUUGUUCCUUCAUUUGGACAAUGGGGAUUCUACUGGUUUUUUGGUGGCUCAAGCUAA